Helicoverpa armigera (cotton bollworm) is the source of this 3911-nucleotide messenger RNA. RefSeq lists its product as uncharacterized. Bases 193 to 930 code for a protein of 245 amino acids. The record is from RefSeq and is a predicted model, not a curated record. The transcript has 6 exons. Lineage: Eukaryota; Metazoa; Arthropoda; Insecta; Lepidoptera; Noctuidae.
CUUGUUGUUGUGAUAAAAGUAGGUUUACUAUAAAGCAUAAACCACAUAUUAUAACAAGUAAAUAUUAUUCAGUUUAUCAGAUUCAUAAAAUUAUAUUUCGAAAUGUAAGUAUUUACUUGAGGUUUUACUUUUACCUGUAGGUUUUGUUAUCCUAAAAAAAUAAAAUAUAAAAGCGGCCAAUAACUACUGACAAUGAGUGACUGGACGAAUCUAGAGGAUAUAAUGCAAGACUUGUCAGUGGCACAGGGGUGUGUGGUGCCAGCAUCGUUGGAGACAUUUGGUGCUGAAUGCCCUCCGGCUUACUAUGUUCAGGAAGAAGGUGAUCAACAUUCACAUUAUGACUCUGCUGACACAAUUGGAGGCUCCAUUGCUCCGGAUUAUUCUUUAAUUCAAUUAAUGCUGAACAUGGUAAACAAACCAUCAGAAAGCCAUGAAAGUGACGCAGUAGAACCAGACCAGCCUGUUAAAAAAAAAAUUCACCGGAAUGUAGCUCUCACAUCUAUCUUGGCGGCUAAGGAAGCUGAACAACUUGAUAAGCAGCCGUUUUCUACUGGGGUAAUACCCACAAUGUUUAUAAGAAAAGCUGCAACCCGGGCUGGAGUGAAAACUGAUAUAAAGUCACCACCUCCAAUAGUCAGUACAGAGAAACGAUAUUCCCCAAGUCCAUAUGCAAGAGAGUGCCAAAGAAAAUAUGAGGAGAAAAAAGAAAUUGUUGAAGACAAAGGAAUUGUUGAUAUUUGGUCAAAAGCGGAAAGACAGAUGAAAGAAAUUGAGGAGAGGAAAAAACGUUCAACGCAGCUAGUUUCUCCAGCAGAUUGUAAUGCAGAUGUAGAUGCUCUAGAUGCAGUGAAAUUGUAUCGACAUCGACAUGAAAUCUGUGAUGACUGCAUUGUGUGCUCAGUUGCACACAAGCAUGGCUACCAUUUCUGAUUAACUAGAACAGGGCUGUCCAAACCAUGGCCCGGCUUGAAUUGUUGCGGCCUGCAGAAUCUUUUGUAUCUUCUUAGUUUAAGUAUAUUAAUGAGCUUAUUAUAUUUAAUCCCACCAUCUCGGAAAGAAUAGUUUUGCACUUCAAUAUCUGAGUGCAAAAGCAGUUCUUAAACCCUAGAGUGGCAAACUGAUUUGAAAUUAUUUUCUUUCUCUUUCUUUUCUUCUUUCUCUUUCUUUUCUUCUUUCUCUUUCUCCAUUUGUGACAAUCUUGAUAAGAAUGAUUCAACUAAUUAAGUAAUAGUUUUUAGAUCGAUUUUUAACCUCAUUUUAUUUUUAAACUGAGUUUUUAAAUGAACAAACUUAAAUGGUGCUUCUUUUUAAUUUGAUACUCAUAUGCGCGCCAUUUUCUUUCUAACCGACUUCCCAAAAAGUCCCAAUUCGUCGGGAUCUUUUUUUUAUGUGUGUUCAUCGAUUACUCGAAGACACCUGGACUGAUUCGCAAAAUUAUUUUUUUACUUGGUAUACCUCCAAGGUGGUCCCAUAAUCACCAGGUCAGGAUCUGAUGAUGGAAACCCUGAGAAAUCGAGGGCAACUUUCGAAAAUUGUAGGCAUAGUUUAAAAACUUGACAAAGCGGUGUACGUCUAAUAACACCAUGCAACAGUGAAUGUUUGGAGCUGACCUGAUAAUGGAGGCGAGAGAAGGUCGAGGGAACUCGCCAUCUGAAUAUGAAAACUACCUCGUGUUUCGGCUUAUAUGUAUUAUUCGUAUUGAUGAGACCUUUCCACUAAUGAGGAUAGUGACAACUAUGCUUGUCACUGAAAAGCCAAAAAAGAAAAAAACUAGACACUAGAUUUGAUCACCUAAAACUCACAUCACUGAUUGACUCGACAACUCGGGAAAAAGUUGCUUAUGAAAUAUUGAUAUAGGAAUUUAUUUUUAUAAAUAUUUGCGGCCCCCCAACAGGAAUUUUUGAUUGGCCCUGAGUCCCAUCUAGUUUGGACAGCCCUGAACUAGAGGAAAACCAACGUUAAAGGUCCUUAGUACAUGCCAAAGUUGUUAACUGAUUUUAGAUUAUAUUUUAAUGAAGACAUUGGCGAUAAUAGAUCGACUAUAUUUAUUACUGAAUAUUUGUAAAACACUCCAGUAACGUAGUUUAUUAUGUCGUAUUUAUCUAAACGGUACUGAUUUGAUAUAAGACUGCAUUUCCAUUACCAGAGUGCCUAGCGUGAGUUAUGCCAGUUAAGUUUCUCUUUCAGCUUCUCUUUCUUUCGGUUUCUCAUCGCGCUUAUAUUACGUCCAAAAGCCGAUGACAGCUUUAUUAAAUAAACAGAAAGUUAGAUAGAAAGUUAACUUGAAAAACUUAUUCGUCAUCUCGACACACAAACCUCACCACGAAUGUUCCAGUUGGUGAAAUUCAAGAUUUGUGCAUUUAUCAUGUCGUCAACUUGCCACGUCAAGAUUUAUAAUUCGUGUCCACUUAGUUAAACUUAGAUUUUAUCAUUGCAUUUCCGUUUUGCAAACAUUUGAAACGCGAAAAAAUGAUUCCAAACUCCUCCAUAGCCUUUCCCUGGACCUCUCCUUCUCUGUCCAUCCACUCUCGAGUUUUAGUCAGACUAACAAACUGCAAUUCAUUUUUAUAUGUAAGAGAAGGUAUAUUAAUUUCUAAAUAUUAGUAAGAAAGGUACUUUGAAUUUCAUUGUACAAGUAUCUACUAAGGAAUCAUAAGUUCACUGAGUUUCACCAUCUAGACACAUUCGUGGUGAGGUGAGUUUAGUGUUUCGAGAUGACGAAUAACCCGAAAAACUCCCACUAGUUAAAUUCGUACAUCGACGAAGUAUGUAUUGUAUGUAUUGACUAGCAAGCGCAGCGUAGGACGUCCACCAACAAGGUGGACAGACGACCUUAUAAAGGUCGCCGGAAGACGCUGGAUGCAGGUCGCCUCCAAGGUAUCUGUGGAGAUCUAAGGGGGAGGCCUAUGUUCAGCAGUGGACGUCCUAUGCCUGAGAUGAUGAUGUAUUGUAUGCUGCUGCAAGUUAUAAUAGCCUAUUAUUAUGUUUAGUAAGAUUUUAAGAAAGUUACUGUAAAAUUAUAUGCAUUAAGAGAAUUCUAUGUAUGUAUACUAAUAUUAUAAAAUGGAAAAAUUGUUAUUUGUUAUACAAGAGUGCAAAGUUGCUUAUUAACCGCGGGCUCAAUUUUGAUGACCGAGCAAGCGAUGGAUUCCCACGGGCCGCGGUUGAAACCACGUGAAAACUGCUAGCAACAUAUAGGGUACCUACCUAGGUGAUAAGUCAAAGGCUGAUAAAAAAGGGUCUUAAGUAAGUUAAGAGAGUAUAUUGGACGUUUGUUCUCAUAAUGAACUUAGUAUUACUUUGGUUACAGACCUACUGGAUUUAUUUUGUCCAAAAUAUUUUAGUCAUCCAAGCUGUGAUGAAUUUAAAUAAAACUACUUUUACGGAUUUUGUCUGUUUGUUUUGUUUAACAGUCUAAUAUUCGCGUAAGUGUAUGAUAAUUUAAUGUGAUAUUUUGUUUUAAUCACGACUUAAUUAAAAAAGAGAAAAAUUUAAAUUAUGGUGUUUUAUUUAAGGAUUAGUUAUGUCGAGUUCUUAAGAUCUAAACACCCUUAAAUCAAAAAUAAAACUCGCCGCUAAGAUACUGAACUCCCACCUACAAAUGACUUGUAUAUUGAUAGUUGUCAAACAAAUAUCAGUGAGUAUCAGCAUAAUAUCACAGGCACGAUAUUCGCGGACCAUUGCUAAUGACUCUUGAUCAAUAUACUCCUUUUUGUAAGACUGUGUGUAUGAAUAUGUACUCAUUUAAUUGUCACUUAAGAACCAUACAAUCAGUUUGCUUCUUAAACGGCCGAUUGACGCUCGUUUCUACGUUAUCUAAAUUAUACUGUGAUGACAAAAAUUAAAUCAACACAAAGAAUAGGCUGUGUGUGGAGUUUCCUAGUGAAGUUUAAGAUUUUGUGAAAAAUAAA